UUGACUGGUGUGUAAAUGAAGGUUUACUUAGUAGCCAUUAUAAGUGUUCUGUAUGUAGGAAGGAUAUGCGUCUAGUCGAAGGUAAAAAACCGUUUAGAUGGAUUUGUAGGAAGAAAGAUUCAGAUGGUCAUUAUGUGAAGCGUUCGAUCAGAAAGAGUACCUGGUUUAAAAAAAGUCAUUAGAGUAUGAUUGAUAUUUUGAUUUCUACGUGGCUCUGGGUUUACGAAGCAAACUCGAAAAUCAUGUGUCGGAUGGGCUGGUGAGGGACCAGAAGUAAAAAUUAAUGCUGGUGAUGAAGCUGUUGACAUUGAAUUUGAACAGAAUCCUGGACAAACGGAAGAUCUAAAUGAUUUAACCCAUAUCAUUUGUUCCUUUCUCUAUAAAAAGACACUGAAUCAGCCAAAGUCAGUUAAAAGGAAUGUAAAAGCUCUGAAGAAACUUCAACUAGCUCAUAUGAAUAUGGAAGUAGAAUUUUUUAAAGAAGUUUUUGAGCUUAAAAUAAAAUAUGAAAAGAAAUUUGAACCAUUGUAUCUAAAACAAGCUGCCAUCAUUACUAGUUCUAUUAUCCCAACUGAUAAAGAUAUUUUCCAAUUGGACUCUGAAAAGGAAGCUGAGCUUUCGAAAGUCAAAGUUGAAGGUGAUACUGAAGCAAGAAUGGACAUACCUGAGGCUGAAAUUAAAGGCAUUCCAGGAUUUUGGCUUACAGCACUUAAGAAUGCGCCUCUUGUUGCAGAUUUCAUCGAGGAAUAUGAUGAACCCAUUUUAAAACAUUUAAAAGAUAUAAAAGCAGUAACUUUGUCUAAUCCUAUGAGUUUUUACCUGGAAUUUCAAUUUGAACCAAAUGACUAUUUUACCAACACAGUAUUAACUAAAUCUUAUGCAUUAAAAUGUGUUCCUGAUUCAAAAAAUAUAUUUUCCUUUAAAGGGCCUGAAAUUGUUACUUGCAAAGGAUGCAAAAUACACUGGAAAAAAUUCAAGAACGUGACCGCGGAAACAAAAAAGAAAAAGGCAAGAAAGGCUUUUAGAACUAUCACAAAAUAUGAUGAAACGGCUUCUUUUUUCAACUUCUUUAAUCCCCCUCCAGUUCAAGAAAACGAUGAUCAAAUGGAUGAUGAAACAAUAAAGAUAUUGAAUAAUGAUUUUGAUCUUAGUAUCGCAAUAAAGGAUCACCUGAUUCCAAAUGCACUCCUCUUUUUCACUGGUGGAAAAGUAGUGGAUGAUGAAGUGAAUGUGAAAGCAAUGGAGUGACACAAAUUUUGGACAUCAUGUAUUUGAGAGCAUAUGAAAGAUUUCUUGAUAAUUUUUUUUAUUAUUACCUCAAUUUUCUGAAAUUCUAUAAAAAAUAAGUCUUGUUAUGA
This is a messenger RNA of Stegodyphus dumicola, 1358 nucleotides long. RefSeq names its product nucleosome assembly protein 1-like 4. Gene Ontology annotation, biological process: nucleosome assembly. Gene Ontology annotation, cellular component: nucleus. Lineage: Eukaryota; Metazoa; Arthropoda; Arachnida; Araneae; Eresidae. The record is from RefSeq and is a predicted model, not a curated record.